Monodelphis domestica (gray short-tailed opossum) is the source of this 1292-nucleotide messenger RNA. RefSeq names its product rhomboid like 2 (gene RHBDL2). The record is from RefSeq and is a predicted model, not a curated record. NCBI's taxonomy places the organism in Eukaryota, Metazoa, Chordata, Mammalia, Didelphimorphia, Didelphidae. Gene Ontology annotation, molecular function: serine-type endopeptidase activity. Gene Ontology annotation, cellular component: membrane.
GCAGCCAGUUCUCAACUCAGAGGGAGAGGGAGAGGAAAUCCAAACUGUAGCUGAUGAACCAGGGGGAAAACCCUUGAUAUUCUGCCACAGAGAGUGCUGGCCAGUGUGCUGAGGCUAUAGCUAUCUAUGGUCAUCUGUUUUGUCUUGACGGGUCCCUAUAAUCUAGCAGGUGGUAGCAGGAGUCAGGAGGAUGACCUCUAAAAAUGCUGUCAAGAUGGGGAGAAGGUAUCUGAAUAAGGAAGAAAACAAGGUAGAGAAAGAGAAGAAAGAAAUAUGGAGACCAAAGAGGAGAAAAAAGGGAACAAUGCUUGAUGCAUGGUGUCAAAACAUCCAUAAACCCAUCUCAAGGUGGAUUCUUCCUGCAGAUACCCGAGGAAUCUACAGGCAGAGAGCCAAAUGUCUCCCACCUCCUGUGUUCAUCACCAUCAUCAGUACUAUGCAGCUUGUUAUCUUCAUUUACUAUGCCUUUUGGAAGCCCCUGGAAACCAUGGAGAUAGGCAUCUGGGACAGUCCAUUCAUCUAUCGUCCUGACAAGAGGCAAGAAGCUUGGAGGUUCCUCUCUUACAUGAUGGUGCAUGCUGGGGUUCAACAUAUUAGUGGAAAUGUACUUAUGCAGCUUAUUUUGGGACUUCCCUUGGAAACGGUUCACAAGGGCCGUCGAGUGGGGCUGGUGUACCUGUCAGGAGUGAUUGCAGGAUCUCUUGGAAGCUCAGUCUGGGACCCUUUCCAAGCUCUAGUGGGGGCUUCAGGAGGAGUCUAUGCUCUCACAGGAGGUUAUUUUAUGAAUGUUUUAGUGAAUUUUAAAAACAUGGUUCCUUUAUUUGGACUUUUCAGACUAGUGCUCAUCUUAUUCAUUGUUGUUUUUGACAUGGGAUUCGCCCUCUACAGAAAAUUCAUUAGCCCUGAAAGUGGGCCCCCGAUAUCCAUUGUAGCUCACGUUGCUGGUGGUGUGGCUGGGAUGACUGUAGGUUUCUCUGUAUUUAGCUGCUUUCAGAAGGAGCUGCUGAAAGACUCGACGUUCCGCCUCGCAAGCACUAUUUAUUUUGUUUAUGUUUUAUCUGCCGUGUGUUUCAACAUCUUUUUGUCUCCAGUAAACUGAACUGCCCCUAAAAUUAUCCAAUAAACAAACCAAAACACCUGUGGGAACACGGAGGCACCUUUGAAGGGCAAAGAGGAGGCAUCCCAUUGACUGUUUACUUUGUAUCUUUCACCUUGCUUGUUCAGUGGGAGAAUCUCCUGCAAACCAGGGUGAGGCUGUAUACAUUUACAUCAAUAAAGUGCGAUGAUCAGUA